Molecule: messenger RNA, 3302 nt
Organism: Malurus melanocephalus (red-backed fairy wren)
Lineage: Eukaryota; Metazoa; Chordata; Aves; Passeriformes; Maluridae
Gene: MAN1C1
Product: mannosidase alpha class 1C member 1
Exons: 13
Coding region: 709-2628 (639 amino acids)
Biological process (GO): N-glycan processing; carbohydrate metabolic process
Cellular component (GO): extracellular exosome; Golgi membrane; endoplasmic reticulum
Molecular function (GO): mannosyl-oligosaccharide 1,2-alpha-mannosidase activity; calcium ion binding
Source: RefSeq, a predicted model, not a curated record
AGCGGCGGGGCGGGCGGGGCUCCCGCGCUGCGUGUGCAGGCACCGGGCAGCGCUGCCCCGCCGGUGUCCGCGCCGGGCGGCCAGGCGGGCAGAAACACAGCCUUCCGAGUAGCUCGGUGCACUUAGRUGCUUCCCUCCUGGAUGCUCUGAUAGGCAGGGAGAGGAGCUGUUCCCCGGAGAUCGCAAUCGYUUCCCUCUCCUAAUUGAACGGGCACCCGGGAGCGCUGGCAGACGCGAGGGGCUGUCGCUUUUGGGAUGAGCGGGCAGGACUGAGAAGAUUUUGCUCACUGUAGGAGCCAGAGAGGCUUGGAUUUGUCAGAGGGAAAUGCUGCAGCAUGAACCCACCGCCGCCUAGACAGACGGGCUCGCACCGCCCCGGCGCCGCUGCCUGAGCCAGCCCCGGAGCACCGUCCGGCCGGGAGCCCGCACCGGGACCGGGACCGGGACCGCCGCCGCUCGCAGCCCAGCCCAGCCCCGCGCCGCCGCUCGCCGCCCGGCCCCGGCGGGAUGCGCUCGCCGCCGCCUUCAUGCCGGCAGGGGGGACGCUGAAGCGCCGCUCCGCCCGGCCCGGAGCCACCCACGUGCGGUCCCCGGUGAAGGCGGCCGGCGGUGCUCAGGGCGGGCCCCGCUGAGCGUUUCGCCGCAGGAGGCAGCGGCAGCCCCCGGCGCGGCGGCGGGUCCCGCCCGGCGGCCGCGAUCCGGUGCCCCAUGGUGCUGCUGCGGAAGCUGCCGGGCAUGCCGGGCUGGCCGGCGGCGCUGGGGCUGCGGCUGCCGCAGAAGUUCCUGUUCCUGCUCUUCCUCUCGGGCCUGCUCACGCUCUGCUUCGGGGCCCUCUUCCUCCUGCCCGAUUCCUCCCGCUUCAAGCGCCUCUUCCUACCCCGCCGGGCCACCGCCUCCGCCUCCUCUUCAUCCUCCGCCUCCUCGUCCUCAGCCUCCUCCUCCUCCACCCGCGACACCGACCUGCCCCGCAGCCCCCCCGCCGCCGCCGAGCCCCGCCACGCCAGCCCCGCCGCCCCGCGCCGCCUGCGGGAGAAGCUCCGCACGGCCGCCCGCAUGGCCGGCCCGCCGGCCCGCACCGCUCCCGGCUCCCGGCAGCAGGUGCAGGGCGCCGACAGCCGAGCGCAGCCCGCCAGCGUUGCGCCCCCGGCCCGGGAGACGCGGGCCCCGUUCCGCUUCGACUACGAGCGGUUCCGCCGGAGCCUCCGGCACCCGGUGCGCGGCGAGCGGCCCGGAGAGGACCCCGAGACCCGCGCCCGCAGGAUGAAGAUCAAAGAGAUGAUGAAGUUUGCCUGGGAUAACUACAAGCAGUAUGCCCUGGGGAAGAACGAGCUGCGCCCGCUGACCAAGAACGGCCACAUUGGGAACAUGUUCGGAGGCCUUCGAGGAGCCACUGUGAUCGAUGCCUUAGAUACCCUCUACAUCAUGGAACUCGAGGAGGAAUUCCAAGAAGCCAAGCAGUGGGUGGAGAAGAGCUUUGACUUGAAUGUGAACGGAGAAGCCUCCCUGUUCGAGGUGAACAUCCGCUACAUCGGAGGGCUCCUGGCUGCCUACUACCUGACAGGAGAGGAGGUGUUCAAGAAUAAAGCUCUGGAACUCGGAGAGAAACUUCUGCCAGCCUUUAACACCCCCACUGGAAUCCCCCGUGGAGUCAUCAGCCUGGGCAGCGGCAUGAGCUGGAGCUGGGGCUGGGCCUCUGCUGGAAGCAGCAUCUUGGCAGAAUUUGGGACCUUGCACUUGGAAUUCCUGCACCUCUCGCAGCUCUCGGGCAACCCGGUGUUUGCAGAAAAGGUGAUGAACAUCCGCAGGGUGCUCAACAGGGUGGAGAAGCCACAGGGGCUGUACCCCAACUUCCUGAGCCCGGUGACGGGGAGCUGGGUGCAGCACCACGUCUCCAUCGGGGGGCUCGGGGACAGCUUUUAUGAAUAUCUCAUCAAAUCCUGGCUGAUGUCAGACAAGAAGGACUCUGAAGCUAAAAAGAUGUACGACGAUGCCCUGGAGGCAAUAGAAAAGCAUUUGGUGAAGAAAUCUGCAGGAGGCUUGACCUACAUCGCUGAGUGGAGGGGUGGCAUCCUGGACCACAAGAUGGGCCACUUGGCCUGCUUCUCUGGGGGCAUGAUUGCCCUGGGGGCUGAGUAUGGCAGUGAUGAGAGGAGRCAGAGGCACAUGGAGCUGGCUGCAGAGAUCACCAACACGUGCCACGAGUCCUACGCACGCUCAGACACCAAGCUGGGUCCCGAAGCGUUUCGCUUCGACGCGGGCAGCGAGGCCAUGGCCACGAGACUCAGCGAGCGCUACUACAUCCUGCGGCCCGAGGUGGUGGAGAGCUACAUGUACCUGUGGAGGCUCACCCACGACCCCAAAUACAGGCACUGGGGCUGGGAGGUGGUCAAGGCCCUGGAGAAGCACUGCAGAGUGGAGGCAGGGUUCUCUGGCAUCCGAGAUGUUUACACCACCACCCCCAGCCACGACAACAUGCAGCAGAGCUUCUUCCUCGCAGAGACUCUCAAGUACCUCUAUCUUCUGUUCUGUGAAGAUGACGUGCUGUCCCUGGAGGAUUGGGUGUUCAACACCGAGGCUCAYCCCCUGCCCAUCAACCACACGGACUUUAAAGCAGCAGUGCAGCCCUGAGCUCUGCCCAGCUCCUGCUCCCCCAGCCUGGGCACACUCUGCUUUUCCUUUCCAUUAAAGGAAUUCCUGCUGUUCCUGAAAUGGUAUUUUUGGGGCACUAGUCCAGUUCCGGACAGUAUUUUCUUGGGAAGAUGAACCAUGACUAAGCACCUUCUUUUCCUCUGUGAGGAGCUCUCUUAGGCUGAUGAUGARAUGUUUAUUCUGGGCCAUACUGUACACAGUUCAUAGACAUUCCUUUAUACAGAGAAUUUAUAUGAAAUCCACAGAUUUUGCUUUAUAGUGGCCAAAGGACUGGAAGUUUGCCAUAAAAUAGACUUUACACACACACAAACAGACAUCCUCCUUUCCUUUUUCUGUUUCAUUUCUGCCUUUUGUGUGCUGUUGAUUGAUCACCUCUCCAGUGAACAGUUUGCAGUGUUCUGUGCUUUCUGCUGCUGAGCUUUGGGGGYUCUUCAGGAGGGACAGGAGAACAGGGAAGGGGAGUUGUCCUCGGGCUGGAUGAGGAGCCAGGAGAGCUCAGGACUGAAGAGAGGGCAGGGAAAGGUGAUGUUUUAGUGGGAAAAUCAGAGGAUGGGACUCUCCCAUCUCAGGGUGGAAUUGGCAGUCCCUGCUCCUCAUGGGGAGCUCAAAUCAGCCUGAUUUCUGCUCACGGGGAACUCAAAUCAGCCUGAUUU